GAAUGCAGAAGAUUCUGUGUAUUAAAUUUGUAUCCUGCAAUUCAUUGAUGAGCUCUAGUAGUUUUCUACUACUAUCUUUAGGAUUUUCUAUGAUAUAGUAUUAGGUCUGCAAACAAUGAAAGUUUUGCUUUUCUUUUCCAUUUUGGAUAAAUAUCCUUUUUGUUGGCUGAAUGGCUUUCACAUAUUCAAGUACCGCCAUUUAAUCAAGCCAUAUUGUUGAUUAUUUAGUGUAUGGCCAGUUUUUUUUUUUAUUGUUAUAAUGAACUGUGUGGUAAAUGGCCAUGUAAAUGAAUCUUUGUACACAUUGAUGACUGUAUUUUAAACAAAUUCAUAGGUGUGAUCAUGCAAAAUGCCCUUUAGAAAAGGUACACCAAUUUAUAUUCUUACUAGAAAUACAUGAGUGUCUCUCUCUGCACCCAUCACUGUUUCCCUGCACUGUCUUUGUUAAUGUGAUAGACACAAAUUACCUAAUAGUGCUAAGGAGCUCUUUCUGUAGAAUCAGAGUGACUGAGUUUGGGUUCCUUUUCUGACAUUUGUGUGAUCUUGGGCAAAUUUCCUAUAUUUUCCUAAGCCUCAGUUUCUUUGUGAAAUUGUGAUGAUAGUACUUAUUAUCAUGGUAAUAUCAUAUAGUAUCAUGGUUGUGGAGAUUAACCAAGGUGUAUAUCAAAAUAUAAAUCCUUGAAAAAUGUUAGCUAUAAUUAUUUAUUAUGAAUGAGAUUUCCCCUCAUUAUAUUUUAUACUGUAUAUGCUUAUAUUUUAUACCUUGUGGUGGGAGUUAUAAAGUUAUUUAAUUUUAAUUAACCAUCUAGUGACCCUCCUGAACUCUUUUAUGUCCUGUUAAUUAUGUGGCAGAACUUAGUUCCAACAUGUUUUAGUUGAGUCUCUUGAUUUUUCAGGAUAUAUUUUGGUGACCCCCCCCCCAAAGUAAUAACAAUUUUUAAACAUUUCAACCUUUUUCUUGUCUUGUUGCAUGGGUUAAAAUCAUAAAACAGUGUUGACCAAUAAUAGGUAUCUGGGCUUAUUUCUGAUUUUAAUGGAUCUUUCUCUCUGGCAUUACACUUUUUAAAUGCCAGUGGCUGUUGGUCCUGGCAUAGGCGUCCCCUGCUUACAUAUACAUGUUCCUGCAAAUAUCUGUAAAAGUUAAAUGUGAGAAACUUGAAAAAAGAUUUAAAUAUUAAAUUCCUAAGUAUCUUUUAGGCACAUCUUCAAAAAUAUAUUUUCAGCAUUUGACUCAUGUUCUCUUCUUUUUAAAUUAAACAUACAGUCAGUUUAAGUAAGGUUUAAAUCUCAGUAGGGCUGAAAUUUUACUGCUUUCAACACACUUAAUGAUUCCAUCCUUGUCUCAGUGAUACAGACUAUGAGACCCACUCUACUUUUCACCAUCGUCCACAAUUAUGUCGUAUUUAUAAUGAAACAAAUUUGCCCCAUGGAAUAAACCCUUUAUUCAAAUAAAGUCUUAGAGUCAAGGUCCCAUUGCCCUCCUUCCCUCUGAAGCAUCUUUCGAACACUGUUUAGAAAAUAACUGCCGCCCCCCAAAAUUCACAUAAUUUACAAAUCGCAAAAAUGACAGUGCUACUAAAAAUGAAGUUUUCAGAGGCUAGCAGGAAAACCACCUUGUGAUAUUAUAAGGUUUUUAUUAAAUAGCUUCUGUACCAAAAUCCUUAGUAUAUUUCAAAUGAUUCAGUAUAGCGAUAUACAGUACAUGAAAAUAUGGUAUUCACAAAUCUAGGUAAUAUCUUUCUAUUGUUAGAUUACUGAAAUUUGAAUCCUUUCUACAGUUUUCCAUCCACCCAAUACUAUAUUUUCAUCUACAUACAAAUUUUAUCUCCAAUCCUGACCUCUCUCUUUUACCCAGCUGUCUUAUAACAGCUCUACUUGGAUAUCUAUGAGUAUCUGAAACAAAAUGAUCUAAAACAGAAUUUUUGUCCUUCCAAAUCUGUCCCUCUUCAAGUCUUCCCCACUUCAAUAAGUGUUACUUCCAUCUUCUAAGCAGCUCAAACCAAAAAUCUAGAAGUUCUUGAAUCUUCAUGUCUCUCUUACUUCCCACAUCCAUCCAAUGCCAGAGCCUUUAAUCAGCACUUAUGAUUAAAUGAAUUGAAUUAAACUGUUGUUCAAUAUUAGAAAAAUCUAUUAUACAAUAAAAUCUACUGGUUAAUAUGUAUUAUUAUAAUUUGAAUAUACUAUAUACCUUAUAUUUAGAAUUUUUGUAUAUGGUGUAAGGUUAUACAUAUAUUUGAUUAAUUUUGGUGCCAUCUUUGUUAUGUUUUGUCGACAUAAUUAUGCUAGCCUCAUAAAUCAGUUGGGGUGUUUUCCGUGUUCUUAGAUGCCCUAGAAUCAUCUCAGUAACAUAGAAGUUUGCUGGAGCACACCCAUAGAACCUAUAGGUAUAGCAUCCUUUGUCAGGAAUAAAAUAGUGGGUAUAGAUAAAUCUUCAACGAAGUUCCUAUUUCUUCCAUGAUUAUUCAUACUUACAACCUUUUCAUAAGUCAGUUUCAAUUAUGGAUUCUUACUUAUUGGCAGGAAGAUUUAUGCAAACAAUCUCUUCCAUUUCAUUGAACAUUACAUUUGUGGAGUUCCCCAGCCUCUUGGUCACAAGAGAGAAUUAUUCAUUCAUUCAUUCAUUCAUAUUUAGAAACAGCUUUCCAAUUGUAUUAACCAUUUCUACAUUUUUUUUGCUUCGUAAUUGACUUAUUUAUGCUUUUAAUUUUAUUCCUUUCUCCACCUUUAUGUUGGUUUGUUUGCUCAUUCUAACCUUUCUAAUUUGAAUGUUUUAUUUCUUUUUUUCUAUUAAAUACAGUUACACCAUUAAUUUUUUCAUUGAGCAUCAGUUUGGCCACAUCGCAUAGGUUAUCUUACUUUCAUCCAUUUUUAAUGUCUAAAAUUUUACUUUUUCUAUUUCUUUAACUGCAGAGUUAUUUAGAAAAGAGUUUUCAUGUAUAGAUAUUGGUUUUUUAAGGGUUUAAAAAUUUUUUUUGCCCAUCUGAUGCCGACUUCUCAUUUUUGUGUAUCAUAGCGUAUACGUCCAUUCUCUGUGUUUGAGUUUUCCCUAAAUGCCUUGAAAAAAGUUGAUCUAGCAUAAAUCUGUAUCUUAUCAUUGAAGUCAAGAAGGCCGUAGCAAAUUAUGAUGUGAGUACUUGAGAUGAGGGUCAUUUUUAUUGUUGUUGUUUCAAUACCUUUCUACCCUGGAGUUUAAUACCGUCAUCAUCAUUUAAGGCCUGUGGAUAAGAGAAGUGAAUCUAAUGCUUUGGAUUGUUAGGGCUUUUUGUCAUCUUUGUGUAAGGACAGGAUGGUGUGACCUUCAAAAUAAGCCGAUUUCCUGGUUUGUUUUUAAAGUAUUUGAGUUCCUUAAAUGGGGCUUCUCUGCUUGCAAAUCACUACACCCUUUGCCCCCACCCCCAUAUUCCCUUCUAUGUGUUCUCAGAUUUCCUGGGCUUGGAAGUUGAACCAGCAGCUGUGUUUUUCCAAGGGUUCCCCCCUCCUCCCAUGCUCUUUACCACUUUAUAUUAUCUCAGGGAGCAUCUUCCAAAUAUUGCACACUCUCACCUCCAAAUUGUAUAGCUUUGGAGAUAAAAACUAGCUCUUCCUUCCUGACCUGUUUAUGUAUGGGCAGGAUGAAUUGGCCUAGAGAAGAGCGAAACUAGGUUCAGAGAAUAGGUGGUAUAAGUUUAAAAUAUGAUUUUUGAAAAACAAAUCGGAAGUUGGCCUAUAAGAAAAAAUUUGACAAAAUUAAUUUUGCGAGUUUAGUUGGUAUAGAUAAUUUUACUGCCGACCUGGGUGGCUGGAGGCACGUUCCAGAUUGGCAGCUUCAGCUUAGCUUCUAAACUGUUCAUGCUGGGACAGCACCUGAGCGAAGAUGUGGCAGGCUGAGAAAGUACUUUGGAAUUCCAGAGUGACAGCCAGAAGCCAGAAUGCCAGUUUGGCAAGAGCACAACCAGGCGCUGAGUCUUGGGCCGGAGCAUUCCUCAAAGUAACAGGAAUACGGGGUGCUUUGCAUUCAAGAGUACAGAAAACACAGCAAAGUGGAGUCACGUACACGCAAGAGCUUCAUGGGCUUGAAGGAUCAUCUGGGGCAUGACCUAGGCCACCUUUAUGUGGAGAGCACUGACCCACACUUAAGUACAUCUGUACCUUGGUCAAUGGUAGAGAAACCAACAAUGGAUAAAGUUAAUUCCGAGAAGGAAGAAAAAGAGGUGUCUGAGGAGAAUGCGAGCUCCGGUGACUCUGAAGAAAGCACAAAUUCUGAUAAUGAGUCAGAACAAUUGAGCAGCAUUUCAGUAGAGCCAUGUUUAUUAACCAAGACUCACAGACAACUGCGCAGGUCUCCCUGUUUAGAGCCUCACUUACUCAAACACAGUGAUAUUUUGCAAGACUUUAAACCUGAGGAGUCCCAGACGACCACCAAGGAAAUGAAGAAACCCCCCAAUGUGGUGCGAGAAUACCAAACGAAACUGGAGUUUGCACUUAAGUUAGGUUAUUCUGAAGAACAGGUUCAGCUUGUGCUAAACAAACUUGGUACCGACGCUUUAAUCAAUGAUAUUUUGGGAGAACUUGUCAAACUUGGAAAUAAAAGUGACGCGGAACAAACUGUCAGUACAAUGAACAGUAUAAUUCGGGAAGCGUCUUCCCUGGAAUCCCAGCGGUCAGAAUCUCCAAUGCAGGAGAUUGUAACAGAUGACGGGGAAAAUCUGAGACCCAUAGUUAUUGAUGGCAGCAAUGUGGCAAUGAGCCAUGGAAACAAAGAAGUAUUUUCCUGCCGAGGAAUAAAAUUGGCAGUGGACUGGUUUUUGGAAAGAGGCCACAAGGAUGUCACAGUCUUUGUACCGGCUUGGAGAAAAGAGCAGUCCCGACCCGACGCUCUCAUCACAGAUCAAGAAAUUCUCCGUAAAUUAGAGAAGGAGAAAAUCCUGGUGUUUACGCCGUCGAGGCGAGUGCAGGGGCGGCGAGUGGUGUGCUAUGACGACAGGUUCAUCGUGAAGCUGGCCUUUGAGUCGGACGGCAUAAUCGUAUCCAAUGACAACUACAGGGAUUUGGCCAAUGAGAAACCAGAAUGGAAGAAGUUCAUAGAUGAACGAUUACUCAUGUAUUCGUUUGUCAAUGACAAGUUCAUGCCUCCUGAUGACCCUCUUGGCAGACAUGGCCCAAGCCUGGAUAACUUUCUGAGGAAGAAACCUAUUGUUCCUGAACACAAAAAGCAGCCUUGUCCAUAUGGAAAGAAGUGUACCUAUGGACACAAGUGCAAAUAUUACCACCCCGAGAGGGGCAGUCAGCCUCAGCGGUCGGUGGCCGAUGAACUUCGAGCCAUGUCUAGAAACACAGCAGCCAAAACUGCAAACGAAGGAGGGCUGGUGAAAAGCAACAGUGUCCCCUGCAGCACAAAGGCUGACAGCACUUCCGACGUCAAGCGAGGUGCUCCAAAGAGGCAAUCGGAUCCAAGCAUAAGGACUCAGGUCUACCAAGACCUCGAGGAAAAGCUUCCCACCAAAAACAAACUAGAAACCAGGUCUGUACCGUCCUUAGUUAGUAUACCGGCUACUUCUACCGCAAAACCCCAAAGCACGCCAUCUUUAAGCAAUGGCCUUCCAUCUGGAGUUCAUUUCCCACCUCAGGAUCAAAGACCACAGGGACAGUACCCUCCAAUGAUGAUGGCAACCAAAAACCAUGGAACGCCAAUGCCUUAUGAGCAGUAUCCAAAAUGCGACUCACCUGUCGACGUCGGGUAUUACUCCAUGUUGAACGCGUAUUCAAAUCUGAGCAUCUCAGGCCCAAGGAGUCCUGAAAGGCGUUUCUCCUUAGACACAGAUUACAGGAUAAGCUCUGUCGCCUCUGACUGCAGCAGCGAAGGCAGCAUGAGCUGUGGGAGCAGUGACUCGUACGUGGGGUACAACGACCGCUCCUAUGUCAGCUCCCCCGACCCGCAGCUGGAAGAGAAUCUCAAGUGUCAGCACAUGCACCCCCACAGCCGCCUUAAUUCCCAACCCUUCCUGCAGAACUUCCACGACCCCUUAGCCAGAGUGCAGAGUUAUAGUCACGAAGAACCAAAGUACCAUCACAAGCCACCUCUCCCCCACCUGGCCGUGCACCUGCAGCACCCCGCCGUGGGGGCCCGGUCCAGCUGUCCCGGCGACUACCCCUCUCCUCCGAGUUCAGCGCACUCCAAGGCACCACACCUGGGGCGGUCCUUAGUGGCCACGAGAAUCGACAGCAUCUCUGACUCUCGGCUGUACGACAGUUCUCCUUCCAGGCGAAGAAAGCCUUACUCCCGCCAGGAAGGGCUGGGGAGCUGGGACAGGCAGAGCUACGGGAUAGACGCCUAUGGCUACCGGCAGACCUACUCCUUGCCUGAUAACUCCACGCAGCCCUGCUACGAGCAGUUCACCUUCCAGAGCCUCCCGGAACAGCCGGAGCCCACCUGGCGAAUCCCGUACUGCGGAGCAGCGCCGCAGGACCCCCCGAGGUACCAGGACAGCCGCGAAAAGAUUUACAUCAACCUGUGCAACAUCUUCCCGCCCGACCUUGUGAGAAUUGUGAUGAAAAGGAACCCUCACAUGACAGAUGCCCAGCAGCUGGCUGCAGCCAUUCUGGUGGAGAAAUCACAGCUGGGUUAUUGAAAGAUGAUGCAUCUUUGUGGUGUUUAGUAGUUUUUUGUUCAGCUCAAAUGCUGAGGGAGGUUUGCUACAAUAGCACAUGUGAUCUCCUUCUCAGCAAGGAGGUUAUAUAGUAUCCAUUUAUGUGAAAUACUGUAUCAUGGAAUCUGUAUGUAUAGCCCCACAUAGUGGAAAUAUCACGGGAUUACUUUACAUUCAAACUUUUUUUUUAACAUUUCCUUUUUAAAGCUCUAUCCUUGGCUGGAAAUUUUUCCAGUUUGAUUUAUUAGAUGUAUCUGUGAUCUUUGAUAUUAAUCUUUGGUGCACCAGGGGUUUAUAUGCAGCACUUUUUAUCCUUGUUUCAUGUUUUAUUAACUUGGUGUUUGUCUAUCGAUUGCAAGCAAUUACAAUACUUUCAGAAUGUUGAACAUUUGACUAAACCUAGCAAACUAUUUUUUCAAGCCAAGCUUAAUUGGAAUCUUUUACAGCUUUUUAAGUUAUUUUUAUUUGGGGAAAGUGGGCUUCUUUGUGCUAUAAUCAUUAUUUAUAGAAACAAAGAUAUACUACAGCACUGACUUUAUAUUUUAAACAAAAUGUAAGUUACCAGUUUAUGUUGAAAUGGGUAACGGUAUAUAUUAGAAUAAUUUACAAUAUGGCACUUUUCAUUUUCUUUUUGUUUGGAUUUUUGUGUUAAGUAAUUAGUUAAUUUAAUAUGGUUGAUUUAAAGGAAAGCAGAUGCAAUCAAUGGAAAAAAAAGUUUCCAUUUUUUUUUAUUAAGAAAAAGGCAAAAGCCGUAACUGUUACAGUUUAGAGCUCUGUUAUCCAGCUAUAUGAUGUGCUUCUAGACAGUAGAAAUGGAAUUGAAUUCCUAGACUUCCAUUAACCUGUAUUUUUAAUGUGUUUGUCUUUUUGUUUGGGGGCACAACAAUACUGGAUAAAAUAACCCUUUCGCAGUACUUGCCUGUUUUUAAUGAAUCUAAUUAUUCGCAAUGCAACUUUUAUAUUUAAUAUACUCUUUAGCUUUCCUGCUGUUUAUCAAGGCUGGCCUGAGGUGGUUUUAUGUGUUGAGGAUAUGCAACCUUUAUUGAUACUGCACUAUAGAAAUGGUGAUGGAGGACUUGUAAAUGGUAACUUAAGAUUUUUGUAAGAUACUGUAUAUUUUCCAUUUUCCUGACGGUAGUUUUUUGGAAGGCCUGUUAUAUUAUUAAGGCCAGAUUCUUGCCACUAAUAGUGUAGUUUUAGAUACAGACUCGAGUCUGUGCUAGUAUUAGUAAGGGAUUUUUCUGGUUUCAAAGUCAUGGGUUUUGCUGGAUGUGGGUUCCUUUCUGUCAUUAGAAGAUAGGUGAGAUGCAAUCAGCGGCAGGCAGAGGUGUGACGGACACAACUUCACCAUUGCCUCCAGUUUUUGAGUUUUACUUUGUGUAACAGACUCAUUGCGAUGUGUUUCUGUCGUCUGCCUAGAUGCCCUGGUUAUCCUGGUUAUUCUCCUUGCUACAGUUUGAAGUAAAGCCCUGAAAAGCCAGAAAGUACCUAUUACUGUUGAUACAAAUUGUAUCUUUUUAACUAUAAGAACUAUUUUGAUUUGUAGAUCUAGUUAAAAACACCAACGUGUAACUAUGGUUAGACUUUUGGGCAACAUUUUAUCCCUUAUUUAAAUACAAAUUUUUAAAGUACAAUUGAGGUCUAGAAUAGGGUAGAAAAUAAAAGUUAACCACUUAGGUAAAUAAAAGUGUCUGUCUUAGUUUUCUAUAUUAAAAUAUAUUAAAGGAAUUUAUUGGCAUUUUCUUUCUCCUAAAACGUUAUCUAGCGUGAACUUAAAAUAAAGGUAAAAUGCUGCCUGAAAAUAAAGUCCAAGCAUCUUUGACGAGGACAACAUUUUCACUACUCAUGUGACACUGUGUGUCACCUGAAGUAGGAUUUGGGUUACAGUAAAUGCUUCUAAAAGGCAUUGUGCAUAUUGACAUAUCCAAUAAUCUGAACCGUGUUCAGCAAACCUAAUUCAGGAAGGUGGGGUUCACAGUUGCUGCUGCCGUCUGCGAGGUGAGGUGGCCCUCGCUGUGCCCGCAGAGGACACGGGCGCUGCCACACGGACCGGCUGGCGUCCUCCGAGCGGGCUGCUCACUUGUGAAACCCUUCUCCUGAUUUUGUCGGUCACUCUCUGUAACAAGUCUAAUGCAGAGGCUAACCCAGUGCCAAAAAAUAGGGUUACAAACGUGGAGGACCUUUCAUUUCAGUCUUAUUCUAAGCUUGCUUGCUUGCUUUUUUCCUCUUUUUUCUUUCUUUCUUUUUUUUAAGUAGGAUAUCAUUUUUAAAUUGUACAUAUAGGUUUUGCUUCCAUUUUUGGAGUUUUUGCAUUUUAAUUAUUUGCAGAGUCUGCCAAACUUUAUUAAAUUUCUUUCAGUGAGAUCUUAGGUAAAAUGUGUGCUGCACCCUUUUAAUUUGACCUCCUCAUGUCUGUAGUUAACUCUUGGUUGUUACUUCCUGGAUUUUAGACUGUGGGAAAACAGUGGGGUUUGCUGCAGCCUGUCCUAAAAUGAAUAGCUCUGAAGAGCCACACUGAGAUGCUGCAGCGCAAUUGAUUGGGAGUUAAGAAAUAGCAGUCUUCUUAGGUCGAGAGGCAAUUUGUGCGCCCCCCCCUUUUAUUUAUUUAUUUUUUGAAGCACCAGUUUUGCUUUCAGACUUAAGAAUGAGGUGUUUGGCUGACUUUAGAUACAGCAGUUUUUAAUAAAGCAAUAAGUAAAAUGCUCCAUUGUUCCAUUAAAGCCAGAGCUGAUCCCAAACCUUCAUUUCCGCCAAAACUUUCGCCUUCAUCCUAUCUGUUUCCAGAUUUGCUAACAAAUAACAGGAGAGAGGUGCGUUAGUAAGUAGUGAAACUGCCAGACGUGAUCAACUGAUAGAAAAGGAGGGACUCAGGUUGGAAUAUUCUGCCCCCGAGUAACUGACAGUUACUGUACUUUACACAGUAAUGAGCCAAUUUGUUGUCUCUGUGUCUUAGUACAGAGGGAGUAGUACCCAACUGGCCAAAUUCUGGCCCUUAGUAUUUCCUCCUUUCUUGCAUGUGAUACAUAAAGUUUUCAGUCUCCAUUGAAUGAUCUCUGUGUCCUGAUAGAGUUUGUCAUUGAUCUAAACAUUUGAGAGAAAUGCACACCAGUGUAAAGUAUUUGAUACUGGUAGAAACUUGAACAUUGUGUUUUUAUGAAAAUGCAUUUAUGAGAAUAUGUAAUAUAACUGAAAAAGAGUGUUUUAUAUAUAUAUAUAUAUAUACAUACAUCAUACAUAUUUGUUAUGAAGUAUUAAAAAUGGGAGAGUGUUCGGCUUGAUGGCUAACUUUUCCUUAAUUGAACUAUGUUUCUUUGAGUUAUGGACGACCAAGUCUGGAGUGUAGAUGAAAUGACCAAUGAUAAGAUGUAGACCCACUUGAAUGAAAAGCAACUCUUCACUGGUUUUUUUUUUUUUUUUCCUAGUAUUUUUAAAUAAUUAUUUUGAUAAUUUUAAAAGAAUGUGUAAUUUUAAAACACACAAAAAAACUGAAAGUAGUAUUGAUUAUACAGAUAAUUAUUUAACAUGCCUUUUAUGGAUGUAUCUAUAUGUACAUAGACAGUAAUAUAUUUAUAAAAUAAAUCUACUUUAUGUUGUAGUUGUUGGUUUGUGGUAGGUGGGAGGAGGGCUCUGGAAAUGUCUGUGUGUGUUUUGAAAACUCUUGAGCUGUUUUUCUCCUGACUCAAUGACAUUUACCCUCAGGGGUAUUUGGUUUUUGUCAUUCUCCUUGCUCUUCACCUUCCUUAUUAAAGACAAAAUAAGAUGUAGUUUCCCAGCCGUUCUGUUAGAUAUGGUUCAUCCAUUCUGUUAUCAUCCAACUCCUGGAGAUUUCCUGAGUGACCUCAAAUCAGACAGGUCACAGCCGGACAGAUGGGUUAUGUUGCAAAUAUAUUAAACAUGGGAACUCAGCUGGGAUGCUGAGCUUCCUGAGUGUACGCCGACAAAUAAAAUGAUGUACAAGAUGUGUGAACGACACACAUGCAUUAGCAAAGGGAGAGCAGAGCACUAACAACGGUAGAGAAACAUGCAUUUGCUUCGAUUGAUUGAUUCGUGACACCCCCAAGGGCAGGGGCUGACAAACUUUUGAGAUUCAUAGGGUCUCUAUAAACCGCUCAUCCUCUGCCCUUAGAGUGUAAAAGCAGCUACAGAAAACACAUAAAUGACUGGGUGUGGCUGUGUGCCAAUGAAACUUUAUUUUAAGGGGCAGCAGGACCAAUUUGGCCUGUGGGCCGUAGUUUGCCGAUUCCUGCCCUAGAGGGAAAGAAACUGACAUAUCACGCAGUAAAUCCUGAUAGAUGUAAAGGUAAGAAAUAAUAAUUAUUUUUCAUUUGGCAUUCAAGAAAACCUAUUAUUGAUGGCCUUCAAAAGAAGACUGUGACAGUCAUAUGAAAGCAUCUUAAUUCGCUUGUGUUUUUAGCCUGGUCACACCAUUAUUAGAGACAUUUCUUGUAUGUAACCACUCAAGAAAGAAAGCAUUCUGUAAAAAGAUGUUUUAAUAAGUAUUGAAAUUUUUUCAGGAACUUUCUAUUUCUAUUGAUAAAUGGGAAUCUGUUACCUUCCUUUUGUUUCUUAAGGGCCUCAUGGACCAAAUAUUCUGUUGUAUUUUGAAAAUUAGCACAUAAUUAGCCAUAAAAUAUUUUAAAGACUGCGUUUAUCAGUUACAUUUUUUCUGCUGAUUUUUGACUUCUCAAAAAAAAAAAAAAAGGCAAAUGUGCCCUUCUUUAAAAACGAUUUUAAAGAAGAUCAAUAUAUUGUAUGUUCACAUACUGUAACUUUAUUCUGUAAAAUUAAAAAUUGUGACUCGUGUAAUUACAGCUGUAAUGUGAGUGCACUUGCUGUUUUGUGACUCUCUUUAUAAGGAACAAAAUGUACCCCUGCUUUCUCUGUCCAAACCUUCAGUAUAGAUUUUUUAAGACAGUUUGGGACUGUCCUUGGUGAAUUAUCAUGACCAUGUGUGAUUUUAAAUUCAUCCUCCGAGUACACCCGGAGCAUGUUCAUUCACUGUGCUCCUAAGUUGUGUUAACAUUGUAACAUCAUUUCCAUAGUAACAGUAAGUAGUCUUGAGCAUUGCCACCCACUCAAGUAGUCACCCUUUCUUUUAAGAUUGGAAUAGAACCCUAGCUUUUAAUGGGUGUUUACUGUCUUAAAUGGUUACUUAAUUUUUUUUUUUUAACGCCCUCUGUUAACCUGCUUUUUGCUUCUGUUACAAUAAUACUUUCCUGUGUUUGGAGUGGUUUUUUCCCUAAGGUCCUUAGUCUUUCAGAUUUAAAAAUACAUCAAGGUUUUGACCACUGGGCAAUUUGGCAUUAAAAAAAAAAUGCAUGUUUAAAUUUGGUUUUAUAAAAGGUGUAGAAGUUUCACUUUUUAAACCAUGUACCAUACCCGAUUUUUUAGCUUCCUGUUCAGAUAGUUCAGAUAAAUAACAAAUUGUUGUUCAUGAAAGUUUUUGACCCCUUUCUUAAAGCAGAUUGUUCCUCAUGGGCAAAAGACAUUGAAGAGUAGUGGUGUUUUUAUAAAAAUAUGUUUUAGAUUUCCUUUGGUUUUUGGAAAUCCUAACUGUCCCAGCUAGUACAGAAUAUCCAUCAACAUGCACUCUCCUGCAGAGACCUGACACAGCAUUGCCAGGAGGCUGCUUUCGGACUUCAUCCUUUCCUUCUAGGUUUUCUUCUGCCAAACUGUAGUUGUCUGUUGAGAGUGGAAGUUCCAUUUUGAUCCUUCAGACUUUUCUUAUAGGAAAAUAAGGCAAAGCAUAUGUUUGGAACAACCAUCUGAUCAAUUGAUGUGAUUCUGUUUAUCCCGAGUGUUCUGUGUGUUUGUGUAAUGGAAUUUUUACAACUCUAAAAAGCAGUAUUUUAGACCCACUGGAAAUCCGUCUCAUAACAUGUGAUUCUGCCACUGAGAAGAAAAAAAAAUUAAAAAUUUCAUUUUUCUUA
Molecule: messenger RNA, 12556 nt
Organism: Sus scrofa (pig)
Lineage: Eukaryota; Metazoa; Chordata; Mammalia; Artiodactyla; Suidae
Gene: ZC3H12C
Product: zinc finger CCCH-type containing 12C
Cellular component (GO): cytoplasmic ribonucleoprotein granule; nucleus
Molecular function (GO): mRNA binding; RNA endonuclease activity; metal ion binding
Source: RefSeq, a predicted model, not a curated record